This is a messenger RNA of Polyodon spathula (Mississippi paddlefish), 9443 nucleotides long. Its product is annotated as immunoglobulin superfamily member 10-like. The transcript is spliced from 7 exons. Lineage: Eukaryota; Metazoa; Chordata; Actinopteri; Acipenseriformes; Polyodontidae. Gene Ontology annotation, cellular component: extracellular region. The coding region runs from base 285 to 8666 and encodes 2793 amino acids. The record is from RefSeq and is a predicted model, not a curated record. Gene Ontology annotation, molecular function: protein binding.
GCAGCGAAAGCCUGAUCACAUCUUUAAGCAUUUACUGCUGGUUGCACUUAAAAUAUAGUUAGGUUAGCAUUGGGACUCUGCGAAGCAGGUUGUCGUUUCCAUUAAAACGGGUGUUUACAUUGGUCCUGGGGUUUUGAAAGUGUUUCCUCGUCACAAGAAAAGUGUAUUUUGUUUACUAUAGGAUGCUCACAUUGUUAGCUAUCUGGCAACUCUGCAAAACUGUUACACUGGUACUUGGCAAUGUAAAUACUGUCUAAUGGUGAUCUAAAAGACCUUUCACCAGGAUGAAUGUUUUCAGCAAAGGAGAUUUGUGGUGGAGGUUACUGGCGUUCUUAUGUUUCUGGGCUGGGAUACUUCCAAAAAGCAGCGCCUGCCCCAAGUCAUGUGCUUGUUACGUUGAGACUGAAGUGCAUUGUACAUUUAGAUAUUUGACAUCCAUACCUAAGGAAAUUCAGCCAAACGUGGAGCGCAUCAACCUGGGUUUCUGGGAAGUUACUGGAUUAGCAGCACAGGAGACUGAAGACUUCUGUAUUUAUCCACACUGUAAGGUUAACACAGGCAGUGGCAAGAUCCUGAAGAUGAGUUACAACAAAGUCAAAGAACUGAACAAGUACACUUUCUUUGGUCUUCAAAGCCUAAUAAGACUCCAAAUGGAUCACAACAACAUUGAGUUUAUUAACCCUGAAGCCUUCUACAGGCUUACAUCAUUAAAACUGGUUCACCUGGAAGGGAAUGCGAUCCAACAGCUUCACCCUGAUACCUUUGUUACCCUGCGUUACAUUCAGUUCUUCAAAACAUCUUCCAUCAAAAACAUUUACCUCUCAGACAACGCCCUGAGCAGCCUACCAUCUGAAAUCUUUUCUUAUGCUCCAGACCUCGAGAGCGUCUAUCUACAUGGAAAUCCGUGGGCCUGUCACUGUGACAUGGAAUGGUUUGUGAAAUGGAUUGAAGAGAAACCAGGAGUGCUGAAGUGCAAACGAGACAGAUCAUAUGCUAACGGUUUUCAGUGUCCCAUAUGUGAAACACCUGUUGCAUCUAAAGGCAAAGAUAUGUCACAUCUUCCCUUGUCAGCCUUGGCCUGCUUCAAACCUGCAAUAGAUCCUCACCUUAAACAGAAGAAUAUUUCCUUAGAUGAAGGAGACUUCACUCCAGUUUCUUCCAAUGACUUCAUUCAACCAAUUGGAUCUAUAGUCCUGAAUAUGACAGAUCAGUCAGAGAAUGAUGCAAGUGUGGUCUGCUCUGUCCAAAGACCCAGGGCAUUGAAAGGAGUAUACUUAGACAAGAAGGAUGACGUCACAUUUUUAAAUGCAUCUUUCUCCACGUAUUUGGUUUGUAAUAUUGACUAUGAACACAUCCAGCAGCUCUGGAGGAUACUGGCCAUGUACAGUGACUUACCAAUGACACUUUCAAGAGGUUUGAUGCUUACUAAAACACCAUAUAUAAGUUACAAGUAUCAACAGAAAGAAGAUGACGAAGAAGCUGCCUUUAGUGGCAUAGAAGCAGAAGUCAAAGCAGAUCCUAUAUGGCUGAUGCAAGGACAGUUUACGUUGCAAUUAGACAGGACAACGACUACAUUCAAUACACUUCAUAUCAAAUAUACAAGUGACAUUCAAAUGAACAUCGAAAAUAAACCCCACAAAUACACUUGGGCCAUGAUAAAGAAAGAUAACACGACAAAAACAGAGCACUCAGUUUUGAUAGGUGGCACAGCGGAACUGGACUGCCAAGCCUUUGGGGAACCCAAGCCUGCAAUUGAAUGGAUUAUGCCUGAUGGUAGCAAAGUGCGUGCACCAUAUAGUAGCGAAGACAGGAGGAUUAUAAUUACUACAUCUGGCAGAUUUACAUUAAAGGCAGUGGACACUUCUGAGACAGGAUUGUAUCGCUGUAUAGCAACAAAUUACCUAGAUGCAGAUGUGCUUGCCUUUAGGAUUACCAUUUUGAAUCCAUAUGUGGAAGAGAUAGAUGUCAAUGGUGCUCAGAUGUCCAGAGCUCUUGGAGAAAGUCUGUUCCUUCCAUGUGGAUCUGUUGGCAUCCCUGAAGCAUCUAUUAACUGGAUAUUACCAGAUCAUACUGUGCUAGACAAGUCAUUAGGAAAUAAAAAACUUUAUCAAAAUGGCACAUUAGGAAUUCAGGGGAUAACUGAAAGAGACCAUGGUUUUUAUAGAUGCCUUGCAUCAAAUCACUAUGGAGUUGACAUUUUGUCUUCCAAAAUAUUGCUUGCAGACAUUCCUAGCCGGGAAACUACAUCAAAGGUGGAUAAUAAGUAUCUAUCAGAAGAAGGUGAGGGGUCAGGAAAUGAGGCUGAUUCUGUCUCAGAGCAAACCCAAACAGACUAUAAGGAACUAUCUCCAAGCGCGUCCCUUAAAACCAGGCAAGAAUCUAGAACUUUAACUUCAAACAGUGUGUAUCCUACACAAAGGAAAAAACAAGACAGGACUUCAAUGCAUAGGAAAAAUGGCUUGUCAAGCAAUAGGAGAGUCUGGGGAAACAGGAGGACAUUUAAUAAUUCAGCCAGGAAAGUAGAUCCUCAGCGCUUUGCACAAUUCAUGGCAAAAGCUAAUAAUAAUAAAGCAGCCCAAAGUCAAAAUAAAAAAAUGACAGACAAGCCAUCUACAAAGAGCUAUUCAAACUUAUCAGGGGAUGGAGAAGAAACCUCAGGAGAGGUCUUAGCUGAGGAUGAGCUUUUAAUAAUUACAACAAAGAUGCCCAGCAGUGUUUUAACUACCAUAGAAACUAAUUCUGAGGAGACAACUGUUGUGUAUCCUGAAACACAUGAACAGUCCUUAGAGAUGCCAAGCACCCCUGUGACAAUGAAUAGUCAUGGAAAUGCGAAUAAUGCACAUACUUCUUCAAAGCCAAAGUCGUACACAACAACACCAUACACGACAACAACAUACACAACAACACCAUACACAACUGUCAUUCCUAAAGUAAAUAAAUUAUAUACAUAUGGGAAAAUCAAUGAAAGACCCUUAUCUCAACCUGCCACAGUGGAACCUAUAAUAAUAGACUCCCGCUCUCAAAUGCAAUCAGCAUUUUCAGGUGGACCAAAUGAAUAUCUCAAAACCUCAACUUCUGUUCAGCCUUUAUUAAGUAGAAAGGCACAUAAUAUAGCAAUACCACAAAUAACUAUUGCAAAACCUGGACCUUUGCCAGAUACUCCAGUUAAAGUUUCAACAGAAUCUAGUCAACAAAAAUCCAUUACAGCCAUCACAACUGCUCAAGGUGAACGAGACGAGAUAACGUUUCAUACCACGCAGAAGAUAACAUCCCCUCGACUGCCUGCAGGAUCUACUAUCAUCUCCCAUCAACAAAUUCAGAUUAUUAGAGGUGAGACUUCGAAUCCUUCUGUAAGUAAGCAGCGUACUGGCAAAAUAAGAAAGUUCCCUGGUAGGCGUAGAAUUUUCAGACCAAACAAAAUUCCAGAUAUACAUGCAUACUUGCAUAAAUUUGUGAAACCAAACAAAGGUUCCGCAAUAUCUGAAAAAGACAAUGCUGCCACUCCUAUAUCCAUAGAGCUAACUACAAAAUGCGAGUAUCAUAUAACCAAUGCUCCACUGGGGAUUGUUGAACCAGGUCCUGAAAAAACUGGAACCAAUACCACUGAAGCUAGCAGUCAAGCUAAAGAUCUUAUCAGUGCGGUCAAACCCUCAACAAAAAUUGAUAGUCAGUAUAAUUCUGCAUACAAUAAAUCUAGGCAUUCGGUAGGUUUAGGUAAACAAACACCUACAGUCACUUCACAAACAGGGUUUAGGAUACCCUUAAUUCAGGCUGCCACUAAAGACUUCUUGGUGACCACAAAAAUGACAACUACUACCAAACCUACAACUACCAAACCAAAAGAACCACAAAGAUCACUUAUAGCUCCUACCUUUGCUUCACCUGACCGACCCAAAGAACCUGUUAUGACGUCAGUCAGUCCCAGCAAAGCUGACAGACUCUACACCACCACCACCCAAGCUACCACAGCAUCCUCUAAGGUUAUUCAAGGGAAAAUUCCUUGGAAUAAACUUUUUGGUAACAGACAUAGUCAAAAGGAACUGCUUAAGAGAUUGCGCAAACCAAUACGGCCAGUGACUACCACAAAAAUGACACCAGCAAAAACCACCAUUACCACAGCACCAGCAAAAAUGACAAUCACUCUGCCCACAAGUGAGGCCCUAGUCCUACCCUUUACAACUUUGACGACAGCUAUUGACCAGACUGCAGUCAUUGAGUCUUCAGCAACCUCCUCAGAUUAUGAUUCCGGGUCUUCUUUUACCACUGAAAGUCAACCAUCAAUUAAAGUCCAAGCCCCGCCUUUGAUAACUUUGUCUCCUGUUCAAUCUUCACCUUUCUUGCCUGAAUACACUUUGGGGGUUCCAACAACUACUGAAACACCACCAGCAACUGGGAUCCUAGCUUCACCUUCACCAACAAUGCCAGGAGCUAUUGAUCAUACUACUGUGAUUCAAUCCGUGGCUUCCUUGCCUUAUAAUUCUCUUGGGCCUUCUAUGACUACAGAAAUACAGCCGGCAACCAGAGUCAUUGCUUCACCUUUGUCAAAGACUGUAGUCAUGGAGUCUUCAGCAACCUCAUCUGACUUUUCUUCAGGGUCUUCUACCACUGAAGAACAGACAGUCUUAGACCUGCUCCCAGCUGUUACCUCUGUAAAGACUACCGCUGCAAUACCCAAGCCCAAAACAUUUAUUUUCAGUAGUACAACAGCUAGCAGCCCACCCAAAACCACUUCAACCACCACCAGAAAGCAAGUUGUACAUUUUAGAAGAAAGGGACUUCGCCGCCAAAGACCAAAUAAAAAGACAGUAAUGACCCAACACACCACAGCAGUUUCAUUCAGGAAAAAAGAGGCUCCCACCACAAUGAAAACUACCACCAGCAGCAUCACAUCUCCUGAGGCAUAUUUUACUACAACUACUGUGAAACCUACAACUAAAAUCAAAACUACAACUAAAGUCCAAACAACAACUUCUACCAAGUCUACAACAACUACUACCAAACCUACUACAACUACCAAACCUACUACUACAACUACCAAACCUACAACAACAACUACCAAACCUACUACUACAACUACCAAACCUACAACAACAACUACCAAACCUACUACUACAACUACCAAACCUACUACUACAACUACCAAACCUACAACAACAACUACCAAACCUACUACUACAACUACCAAACCUACAACAACAACUACCAAACCUACAACAACUACUACUAAACAUACAACAACUACUAAAUCUACAACAACUACUAUCAAAACAACAAGUGCUCUUGAAACUACAACUCGUGCUGUCAAAACUAUUUUAGGAAUCCCAUCCACUAAAGCAACAAAAACCACACAAAGUUCACACUUUAUAAAACCCAGGCCAAAUCAAUUUACAACUUCUUUUAUAGAAACAAAAUCUCUUGAUGGAAGUGGGAGUUAUUUCCCUCUGUCAAAUAUACAGAAACCCAGUCCUUCCCAGCCAACAAAAGUGACGCCAUGGUGGACUAGCAGGUUCUGGCAGAAACCACUUCCUGAGGCCACAGACAGAGGAAAGACUUUAACUAUUAACACGCUGACGAUACUAAAGGCCCCUCAGAGGUACACAAAAGCCCCACCUACCUUUAGCAGUGACAUUGAAAAUGCGAUAGGUAAUGGAUAUGAGAAACACACUGAAUUAGAAGCAUCAACUUCUAAUUUCAUAGCCAUGGACCCUUUGCCAAAGAACCAUCCAUCAAAGCCCAGAAUAGUGGGUGGGAAUGCAGCUAGCUUCACCGUUCUUUCCAACUCUGAUGCCUUUAUACCAUGUGAAGCUUCAGGAAAUCCUUUUCCUACAACAACCUGGACCAAAGUUUCUUCAGGUACAAAACUGACUAUGAAGGCCAAACGGGGGAACAGAUUUGAAGUUUUUAAGAACGGUACAUUGUCUAUCCAGAAUGUAAAUGUUCAGGACCGUGGACAGUACCUUUGUACAGCAGAAAACCAGCAUGGAUCUGACAAACUUCUUGUAACACUGUCUGUAGUGGCUUAUCCUUCACGAAUCCUGGAGCCCAAACUGAGAGAAAUGAAAUCUCAUUCUGGAAACACUGUGAUAAUAAAAUGCAAAGCAGAAGGAAGACCACCGCCUAUUAUUUCAUGGAUUCUUGCAAACAAAACGUUUGUCAGGGGUCCUGUUUCAGAAAACAGCAGAGUUUCAGUGGAUUCGGAUGGGACUUUGACCAUUAAGGAUGUUAGCGUGUACGACAGAGGACAUUACAAAUGUGUGGCAAGCAACCCAGCUGGAGCUGAUACAGCCACAAUCAGACUGCAGGUAGUAGCUGCACCCCCUGUUAUUACAGAAGAAAAACGACAACAUGUGAAAGGAGAGAUAGGUCAAUACUUGAGGCUGCCCUGUACAGCCAAGGGAAAUCCUCAGCCCACAGUGCGGUGGGUUCUGUUUGAUGGAACUGAAGUUAAACCUUUGCAGUAUGUCAAUGCAAAACUGUUUGCAUUUGCUAACGGGACUCUUUACAUCAAAAACUUAGCCACUUCUGACAGCGGAAACUACGAAUGUAUUGCUACAAGUUCGACUGGCUCAGAAAGAAGGGUGGUUAAUUUGAUAGUGGAGCAGGUGGAGACUGUGCCCAAAAUAGUGACUGCAUCGGAUCGAAGAACUGACCUUAAUUAUGGAGACAGAUUAUUGCUAAACUGCUCAGCUGUCGGAGAACCCACACCUCGAAUCAUUUGGAGAUUACCCUCAAAAGCUAUUGUAGACCAGUGGCACAGGAUGGGAAACCGGAUCCAUGUGCAUCUUAAUGGCACCUUAGUUAUCGAUUCUGUCAGUGAGAAAGAUGCCGGGGACUACCUCUGUGUUGCCAGGAACAAAAUCGGUGAUGAUCUUCUGCUAAUGAAAGCCACUGUGGCAAUGAAGCCUGCAAAGAUUGAAUACAAGCAAUUCAUAAAAAAACAAGUGCCAUACGGAGAUGACCUGAAAGUAGACUGCAAAGCUUCUGGAGCCCCUGAACCUGAGAUAACAUGGGGCUUGCCGGAUGGUACAAUGGUAAACAGUGUGCUGCAGGCUGACGACAGUGGCACCAGGAGGCGCCGCUACGUUCUCUUUCAUAACGGAACCCUGUACCUAAGCAAGGUCGGGGUAGCCGAAGAAGGAGACUACACUUGUUAUGCAGAAAAUACACUUGGGAAAGACGAGAUGAAGGUCCACGUCACUAUUGUGACAGCAGCUCCUCGCAUCCGGACCACUGCCCCUACAUUUGCGAAAGUGGAAGCAGGGGGAAAGGUGAUGUUCAACUGUGAGGCGGUGGGAGAGCCCAAGCCAAAGAUAACGUGGCUCUUACCAUCUAAUAACAUGAUUGCAGCUUCAAAUGACAGGCAUCUGAUGCAUGUAAAUGGCUCGCUGGCUAUCAGGAAUCUCAAGGUGACAGAUUCUGGUGAAUAUCUGUGUGUAGCCCGAAGCACUGCGGGCGAUGACACAAAGGUCUUCAAGCUUGAGGUCAGUGCUAAUCCCCCAAUUAUAAAUGAAUUUCACAGAAACAAAACCAUUGUUAAAGACAGUGCAGUGAAACACACAAAAAAGCUAAUUGACUGCAAGGCUGAGGGAACUCCAACGCCACAAGUCAUGUGGAUUAUACCAGACAAUAUUUUUUUAACAGCACCAUACUAUGGCAGUAGAAUAAUCGUACACAGGAAUGGCACAUUGGAAAUUCGCAACGUCAGAGUGACGGACACGGCUGAGUUUGUAUGUGUAGCUCGUAAUGACGGAGGAGAGACUGUCAUGGUGGUGCAGUUGGAGGUUACCAACAUGUUGAGAAGACCCAUGUUCAAGAACCCAUUUAAUGAGAAAGUAAUGACAAGAACUGGUAAGACCACUAUCUUAAAUUGUUCUGCUGAUGGAUACCCUCCACCAGAAAUGAUUUGGCUUCUGCCUAAUGGGACAAGGUUUACCAGCAGUCAAAAGAUUACAAAGUACCAACUGGGAAGCGAUGGCACUCUUAUCAUUUACAACCCCAGUAAGAGCGAUGUUGGGAAGUACAGGUGUGCUGCCAGGAACAAGGUUGGCUAUAUUGAAAAACUAAUUGUUCUAGAGGUUGGUCAGAAGCCGUACAUCCUUACUCAACCAAAAGGGCUCAUUAGAGGUAUAGGUGGACAUCCUCUUUUCCUUCACUGUCUCUCUGAGGGCAGUCCCAAACCUAAAAUCAGCUGGACAGUUCCAGGUGGAUACGUGUUGUCUAGACCUCAGAUAAACGGGAAGUAUAUUCUUCUCGAAAACGGAACUCUUGUUAUUCAAGAGGCCGGUGUUCACGACAGAGGGAAUUACAUUUGCAAGGCAUACAAUGACGAUGGGGAGGCUACAAUAACAGUGCCUGUGAUAAUCAUAGGCUACCCACCUCGCAUAACCAGCGGGGCACCACAAAGUGUGCACACGAGGGCCGGGGCAGCUGUUCAUCUUAACUGCGUGGCAAUUGGGAUUCCCAAACCUGAAAUCACAUGGGAGCUGCCCGAUCGCUCAGUACUUUCAACAGCUGGCAAAGGCCGUCCCACUGGCAGUGAGCUUCUACACCCACAGGGAACGCUGGUCAUCCAGAAACCAAGCGUAUCGGAUUCAGGAACAUACAAGUGCUUAGCCAAGAAUCAUUUUGGCACAGAUUCAAAAAUAACAUAUAUUCAAGUUGCAUAAUAAAAAUACAAAAACACCACAGUACAAAAGAAUGUUUCUUGUUUCUCUAAAUAUUUGUUUCAGUGUCUUUAUCAAUAACAGAUAUUUCUGGUGGACCAUAUUUAUUAUUAUUAUUUUUACUUUUUGUACUUUAGCAAGCAGUAGCCAAAACAAAAGACAUCUUACUUUGAGUUGUGUGGCAGCCUUGAAAAAAGUGAGCUGUUUUCUUAGUUGUCAUUUAAGGUCAAGAGAAUAUAGCCUGCAAGUGAAAUCGCACACAGAAAGAUAUGUUAUGUUUUCAACAUAGCCAGAGCUACUGCUACAUUUCUGAAAUGAUUUUGUGGAAAGUUACAUGGUCUGGUGAAGCCACACAGAAAGCAGCAUUGCAAAGCAUAUUACCAAAAAUAUGUUUCAAAUAAAAAAAAAAAAAGAGUGACUUGUGGACAAUUUUGUAAAUACAUCAUGGAGUAUAUUACUGUACCCUUUAUUACUGUUUGUAUAGCAUUUUUACAGCAUUAAAACAUCCUCUGGUAGAAAUCAGUGAGCAUUGUGUUUUGAAUGAUCAUGUAUAAUGGAGGAUUUUGUCUUUUCAAAUAUUACACUGGAUUGUCUUCUUAUAACCAGAACUGUUUACUUAUAUUCACCUUUAUAAGCAAUACAAAAAAAAAACUACAUGUAAAGAAAUUAAUUUGCUCCAGUUUGAUUAUGCCUGCCUUAAUUGGAGUAAUGUAUUUGCAUUGUUUUAUACAUUGUUUGGCACAGAUGUAAAAUAAUAUUAUUCUUAUUGUACAUGUUUAA